This is a messenger RNA of Funneliformis mosseae, 921 nucleotides long. The record is from the annotation of a GenBank genome assembly. NCBI's taxonomy places the organism in Eukaryota, Fungi, Glomeromycota, Glomeromycetes, Glomerales, Glomeraceae.
AUGGAUAACCCCAAAAUUCCGGAUGCACCAAAAUCUCCCAAUGAUCCCGCAAAAGAACCGGUAAAAGCUCCCGAGGAUACUCCUGUGAGAAAUCCUGAGGAUACUCCUGCGAAAUCUCCCGAACCGCCUAAGACACCCAUACCUUCCGAGACAAAUAAAUCUCCUGAGACGGAUUCAAAAUCACCCGAAGAAGAACCCAAAACGCCGGUGGAAGAACCCAAGACUCCGGUAGAAGAACCCAAGACUCCGGUAGAAGAACCCAAGACGCCGGUGGAAGAACCCAAGACACCGGUGGAAGAACCCAAGACGCCGGUGGAAGAACCCAAGACGCCGGUGGAAGAACCUAAAAUGCCGGUGGAAGAACCUAAAAUGCCGGUGGAAGAACCAAAAAUGCCGGUGGAAGAACCAAAAAUGCCGGUGGAAGAACCAAAAACGCCGGUGGAAGAACCUAAAAUGCCGGUGGUAGAACCUAAAAUGCCGGUGGAAGAACCUAAACUUCCCGUGCAGCCUCCAAUGGAAGAACCUAAAACUCCUGUGAAUGAACCUAAAGCUCCUGAGGAACCACCUAAAACACUCGAUGUACCCAAAAAUACACCGGAUGCGACAUUGUCGAUGAGUCCUAUUCUACCUACAUUUAUCAAUCCUUCAGAUGAUCCAGUUCCAAAAGAAGUUCCAGCUAAAACUCAGGAACCUGAAGAAAUUAAACCAACUCCUUCUAACGAAUCUAAAGUGACUUCUGUUGGUUCCAUAACCACUAGGAGAUCUUCGACAUCUCCAACAAAUAUAAAUCCUAGUUUAUCUCAAGCAAGUAAACCACCAUCUCAAACGGCUUCAAGCAAUUCAAUCAUAUUUGAUACCAAAUAUCAUCAUUUAAAAUUAAUAGGAUAUAUUUUAUGGAUGAUAAUCAGCAAAUUUUAUUAA